Hibiscus syriacus is the source of this 896-nucleotide messenger RNA. RefSeq lists its product as uncharacterized. The coding region runs from base 53 to 577 and encodes 174 amino acids. The record is from RefSeq and is a predicted model, not a curated record. The transcript has 2 exons. Lineage: Eukaryota; Viridiplantae; Streptophyta; Magnoliopsida; Malvales; Malvaceae.
UGUUAGACACUCAAUACUCCAUAUUAUUCUUUUAUUUGCAAGUAAAAGAACAAUGGUGAAAUUACAGGGCCUUGGCCUUGAGGAUAUUAAGGGUUGGAAUCAGGCAUGUUUCCUGCUUCUUAUCAGGAAAAUACUGUUGAAAGAUGGUUCGAUCUGGGUAGCUUGGCUGCAUUCCUACAUCAUGAAGGAGAAUUCCUUUUGGGAUAUUGGUUGUGCUCAGAAUUUCAGUUGGGCUUGGAGGAAUAUUCUACAGCUUAGAACUAAAGCUGCUUCGAUCCAGGGAUUGUUGUCUCUUGGUACUGUAGCUAUGUUUUGGCAGGAGAUUCGGUAUAAAAAGGAGAAGGUUCCUUGGGAGAUAUUGGUCUGGCAUCCGGGGCACAUCCCUAAAAAUGCUUUAAUCUCAAGGAUGGCGAUUUUGGACUGGUUACUUACUAAGAGCAGGCUUCUUUCUUUUGGUUUGGCCAUUGAUGGUGAGCGUGAUUUAUGCAUGAAGGAGAGUGAGACUAGGGAGCAUUUGUUUUUUGAGUGUGAGGUAUUUCGACUUAUUUGGAGUAGUAUUCUGGCUCUUUGCAGGUAGAACAGGCCUGAGAUGAACUGGAGUGACGAGCUUGAAUGGGCGUGUCGUAGGCUUAAAGGGAAGUCUUUGAGGGCUUGGGUGUUGAAGCUGGCAUGGAAUAGUUCUAUUGCUGUUGGAAAGCCAGGAAUCAUAAACUGUCUCGGGAUAGCUUGCUUACUGCCUCUGAGAUGGUGGAUCAAGUGAAGGAGAUAGUAAGGCUAAAAUUGUUGGGGAAUAAAUUGAACAGGGAAGGCCAUUUAAAUAGAGAUAUUUGUAUAGCUCGACUGCUUGAGUAAGGGAGGAAUGAGGGCACCCGAAGUAUAAUAAAAGGUACGAAGAA